CCAAGAGAAACGACUCCAGGUUGGAGACGGAGUUAAGAGAGAGCGAGACGUAGGGGGAGAGUUGCAUCAGAAGACGCUGAUUCCCUCCUGAGUGUCCCACCUAUUGGUCUACCAUGUCUUACACGGCUGAGUCCUACGCGGGCAAGUCCUACGCAGGCAAGUCCUACGCGGGCCAGUCCUAUAUGGAUCGCUCGCUCGUUGACAAAUCAUACAUGGACAGCGCAUACAUGGAUCAGGCAGCCAAGGACGCAUACCAGGAGCAGCUGCUGAAGGAGAAGAGGAAGCGUAAGGAAGCUGUGCACUGCGAGUUGGUCGCCCUGGUCAUCGGCUUCAUCGGCCUGAUCGGCGUCGCCACCGUGACGGGCCUCCCCAUGUGGCGGGUCACAGCCUUCAUCCAGGAGAACAUCAUCGUCAUGGAGACGCGCUGGGAAGGGCUGUGGAUGAACUGCUUUCGCCAGGCGAACAUCCGCAUGCAGUGCAAGGUGUACGACUCACUGCUCUACCUGCCGCCGGAGCUGCAGGCCUCCCGCGGCCUCAUGUGCUGCUCUGUCGCUCUCACUGCCAUCGCUGUGGUGGUCUCCUCCGUGGGCAUGCGCUGCACGCGCCUCGUCGAUUCCCGCCCGCGCGUCAAGCACAUCGUCCUGGUGACCGGGGGCUGCCUCUUCCUGGUCGGCUGCCUGGCCACCAUCAUCCCGGUCUCCUGGACGGCUCACGUCAUCAUCCAGGACUUCUACAACCCCCUGCUGAUCGACGCCCAGCGGCGGGAGCUGGGUGAGGCGCUCUACAUCGGCUGGGUCACGUCCGCUCUGCUUUUUGCUGCCGGCGUGAUCCUGCUCUGCCGGCACGCACCACACACCCAAGAGAAGGAGGACCAGAUGGCAGUGCUGUACAGAGCCGGCUACACUCCCAACAGCCUCUACAAGCCUGGAUACACCUACCAACCAGCAUACACCUACCAGCCAGCCUACACCUACCAACCAGCUUACACAGUUCCCCCACCACCAGGAUCUGUGGUCUACAGUCGGCCUGGUUACUGAGGAGCUGUAGCCAGGGUACUGAAAGCUGGACGGCCGUUCUACGUGACAGAGAGGAGCCACCACCAUGAGCCAGGUUCAAGGGCUCAGCUGGGUUCUUCCAUAAACAAAACACGAGUUCAAAACUCUUGGUUUUAUUUUAUUUUAUUGCUUUGUUUUUGUCUCUGUGGUUGUGAUUUCCGCUCCAUCCAUUUAGCUAGCUGCGAAUAUACUGCAAUGAUUCUAAUCUUGAAUUUGGAAUGCAGCAAAAGAAAGACUGCUUCUUUGAUCUCAAAUGGACAUUUUCAGAAGGACUUGUUCAUGGAUACCAUUUGCACAAGACUAGAGGAGCUGGUGCUUUCUGAGAAGCUGAAUGUGAGGUAUUGCUUUGGCAGGCAAAUAUUGGCCUCAAACAUUCUUGCACUCUCAUAUAUACUUUCCCCUAAAGAUGCUUAAUUGGUGAAAGCACUGUAUUCUGCUUCAGAAGUGUGAAUAUUUGAAUAUGUAGUUUUUUUCAAGCACUGAA
Messenger RNA from Electrophorus electricus (electric eel), 1539 nucleotides. The record is from RefSeq and is a predicted model, not a curated record. NCBI's taxonomy places the organism in Eukaryota, Metazoa, Chordata, Actinopteri, Gymnotiformes, Gymnotidae.